This is a messenger RNA of Eleginops maclovinus (Patagonian blennie), 2783 nucleotides long. RefSeq names its product potassium channel, subfamily V, member 2a (gene kcnv2a). NCBI's taxonomy places the organism in Eukaryota, Metazoa, Chordata, Actinopteri, Perciformes, Eleginopidae. Gene Ontology annotation, molecular function: voltage-gated potassium channel activity. The record is from RefSeq and is a predicted model, not a curated record. Gene Ontology annotation, cellular component: voltage-gated potassium channel complex; membrane. The transcript has 9 exons. Gene Ontology annotation, biological process: potassium ion transmembrane transport; protein homooligomerization. Bases 166 to 1767 code for a protein of 533 amino acids.
AAACAUGUCCCGUCUCUGCAUGCUUGUUUACUCAUUUGAGCAUCUUGUGUGUGUGACCAAGGUUGUGUGUGUGUGUGUGUGUGUGUGUGUGUGUGUGUGUUAGAGUUGCCAGGAUGUCUCUCCGAGCAGGUUGAUUUAUUCUAGGUUUGAAAGACUUUGAGCACCAUGUUGACCCACAUCAGGGCCCGCAGCAGGAGUCUGUUCCCCAGCUACAAGCCGGGCAGCGGGGCUCAGGCACUCCAAGACCCGCUGGACUAUCUGGAAUUUGUAAAGCCAUGGCGCUCCAUGCAGGAACUGGGCAGAGAUAUCUAUGAUCUGUAUGCUGAGUAUGGAACUGACGAGGAGGAGGAGGAUAAUCAGCUGCCGGUGUCUUCCUCCCGCAUCCUGCUCUCGCCAAGCAAACACUUCACUCUCAACAUCAACGUCGGAGGAACGGUAUAUCACUUGCCCUACAGGUUAGCAGCCAGGUAUCCAAAGACACGGAUCGGCCAGUUGGCCACGUACAAGGACCACAGCAGGAAAUUGGACCUGUGCGACGACUACACGGUGCAAAGCAACGAGUUCUUCUUCGACCGGGACCCUCAAAUCUUCCACAACAUCUUCAACUUCUACAGAACUGGAGUGUUGUACAUUAAAGACGAGCUGUGUCCCCGCAACUUCCUGGAGGAGAUAAACUACUGGGGCGUCAGAAUCAAAAACAGCCACCGCUGCUGCCGCAUCUCCUUCGAAGAGAAGCAGGACGAGCUGAACGAGCAACUGAAAAUCCAGAGACAGCUCAUAGCAGAGAUGGAGAAGGAGGAGAACGAGGUGUUAUUUGACGGCUUGAUAUUCGGCACGACCCGGAAGAGUAUCUGGAACAUCAUGGAAAGGCCGUUCUCCUCGAUCACCGCCAAGCUGAUGGGCAUCGCCUCCUCCCUUUUUGUGCUCGUCUCUCUGGUAACCAUGGCGCUCAACACCGUGGAGGAGAUGCAGUACAAGACGCCGUCGGGCCAGCUCAGCGGCAGAACCUACGGCGAGUACGUGGAGGAGUCAUGCAUCGCCUUCUUCACGCUGGAGUACCUGCUGCGCCUGGUGUCCACCCCCGACAUCAAGUGCUUUGCACGCAGCGUGCUGAACAUGGUGGACCUGGUGGCCAUCUUGCCGCACUACCUGCAGAUGGCCCUGGAGUGCUUUGAGGACCAAGAUAUACAACUGCACUCAGAGGACAUCCAGACCGUGGGACGGGUGGGAAAGGUGGGUCAGGUUCUCAGGAUCAUGCGUCUGAUGAGAAUCUUCAGGAUCUUAAAGCUGGCCCGACACUCGACAGGCCUCAGAGCCUUCGGCUUCACACUGAGGCAGUGCUACCAGCAGGUUGGCUGUUUGCUGCUCUUCAUCGGCAUGGGCAUCUUCAUGUUUUCCGCCAUGGUGUACACCGUGGAGCACGACGUUCCCAACACCAACUUCACCUCUAUGCCGCACGCAUGGUGGUGGGCUGCUGUGAGUAUUUCCACAGUGGGCUACGGCGACAUGCUCCCAGAGACCAACCUGGGCCGCAUCUUCGCCUUCGCCUGCAUCUCCUUCGGCGUCAUCCUCAACGGCAUGCCCAUCUCCAUCCUCUACAACAAGUUCUCCGACUAUUACACCAAACUCAAGUCCCACGAGUACGCCGCCGUCACCAAGGCCCGUGGGAAGGUGCACUUCGCCGAGAGGGCGGCGAAGAGGUUUCACGAGUGCUGCGAAGACACCGUUCAGCCGACGAACUCCCGCCUGCGCAGAACAAGGUUUUAGAUUUCCACAGUAACAUUUGUGUGGAAGGUAAGGAGUGACAGUCAGAUGUGACAUGAACCAAAGACCGACUACGGACGUGGUCAACAUGACGUCAGAUGUUGGUUUCUAAACUGUAGUGUUGUAUAACCUUGAGUUUGGCCUUUUUGCCACCUCCAUCUUGGAUUUGUUUUGGAAGCAGAAAUAUGAGAUUCUGGAACAAAGUGCAACCAAAUGCCGGACAAGACACUCUCCUGAAUUGAGAAGACACAGAGACGAAAACCUGAGCAACACAGUGUUAGCGACCUGUCAAUCAAAAUCCCAAAGCAUUCCCUGCUUUAUGGCCUAUUUCCUCUAAAUGGGACCAUCGAAAAAGAACAUGCUCUACUGAAGAAGACUUAAAACUAGCAAGUGAGAUCAUGAACUCACCAGGAGUUCACUGUGGUAAAUCUAGUAAGAAGUAGGGUCAUUUCCCCAUAGACUUUUAUACAAUCAGACUUAUGUUUGCAUCCAGUGGAGUUGCACCCGGUUGCUGCUUUAAAAUGAACCUGUGACAUUCUGUACGGGCCAUUUUACCAUAAAGACUCUGGCAGAAUUACACAGUUGGAUUCACAUUGAGUUUAACCAACAACAAGCUGAGAAAUCUCCAACUGUCUGGAUCUCAUUUAAGAAACCUUUGACAUCAAAAAGCUGCUCCAGGAAGGAAGUAUAUUUUCCAUGAGGGGAUAUUUAGUUAUUAGAUGCAUCCUUUCAUUCAUCCUCCAUACGUGCUUAUUCCUGUUAAGCGUAUUAUAUUGUAUUUUAGAUCCUAGGAUGCAUUUGGAAAAGGCUUGGGAAACACCGUCUGAAACACGGUUUGCAGUUCAAUGCAAGAAAUAUUUAAUGUAUUUAAUUCAAAUGUACUCAUUAUUAUACUAUUUUUACAUACUAUAAAUCUAUGCUGAAGCUGUCUAUCACAAUCAUGUACUCCCCCCCCACCCCCACCCUCACUCGGUCCAUUAGUCUCUAAUGCCCACAAGUAAUCCAGGAAUCAGGAGUGA